AAGAAACCAAAAAUUCGCUUCGUUUCGUCGCCUUUGCUCACACUGACCGAGAAAUGGAGAAAGAGGAGAGAAAAAUCGAAGUCCGUACUCUAUCCGGCGAAUCAACGACGGUAUCUAUGGCGACAAGCGGAAGCAUUAGCGACCUCAAGCUUCUACUAACACUCAUAUUCCCUCCCGCCUCUUCUUCUCCUAAUUUCCACCUCUUCUUCAAGGGAGUUAAAUUAAGCGUGCAGACUCGCAUUGCCACUCUUACUGUUGAUCCUGGUGAAUUUUUAGUGUUAAUUCCAUUUAUUAAGAAAGAUCGCCCUAAUAUGAUGCCUGAUUAUUUUUCAUCCAAUUUACCGAAAGAAAUGUCAAGCACAAGCGCUAGCUAUUCCGAUUCGGUUUAUUCCGAUAUGAUGCAAGAAUUCUCGUCUUUUUUAAAUGAACCAAGCGAGUUAAGUGCGCCUGAUGAUACUAGUUUCGUAACACAUAAAAGAAAAAGGGAUAAGGAAGAAGAAGAAAAAGAAGAAAGAGGAAAAGCCCCAUUUACGUUCUUAUGGAGUGUGAUGCAGUCUUCUAGUAGGAAUAUUAUGGAGGAUUCGCAUUGUGAGAAGUUUGUUGAGGUUUUGAGUUCUUUGAAUUGCUUGAGUAGUCCGCGUUCCAGGACUUGCGUGUUGUUAGGUAGUCAGAAAAAUGGUGAUAUGGAAUUGCGAGGAGAAAAUGAGGUUUUGUGCUUGUGUCCGUCUUGGUUGAAAAGAAUUAUGCAGGCAUUUGCUUUCUUGAAUAUUUGUUCUGCUUUUUUACAUAUGAAGAAGGAGGGGAUUACCUCAUCUAGGUUGAAGGAGGUACUUAAGAAGCUUAGUGGAUUUGGAUGUGGAGUAGGAUUUGAGGAUAUUGAGCAUAUUUCUAUUAUUUGUCCCAAGGUUGUGUCCUUCAGUGACAGUGAUGCAAAGCUUCUUAGUUCUGCUGAUGCGCUUGUUAUUAUCAAUUCUGAAAUGGAAGAACGAGAUGAUUUUGUAAAAUCCACAAAUGGACAAAAAGCCAUACCUUUAUCCAAGAUAUUUAACAUGAUGAAAAAACGGGAAAGUUCUUUUAAAACUCACUUGUCGGAAGCUGCUAAAUUUCUAGUGAGAAAAAGUAAAAAAGCAACUGAAACGCUCUUUUCCUUGGAAGAUUUACUUAACUUUGUGAAGGGAGUCGAUGUUCCUGAAAAGGAAAAUGAAGCAAAUUGGGGAAAUGGAAGACGGUCCUGCCAUCAGCGCUCAUGUUGUCAUGAAACUAAUCAAUUGCUGCCAGUGGAAAUGGUUCAACAUCUUAGAGAGGGCCCUGGAUCAAAUGGACAUAUGGUACACCUUGAAGACAUUGAUGCUAGAAAUGCCAUUUUCACAGAAAUACCACAUGAGCUUUCUGAUAACACAAAGUUGGCCCUGAGAUGUAUGGGGAUCACUAAAUUAUAUAGCCACCAGGCAGAGUCUAUCAUGGCCUCCCUUGCUGGAAAGAAUGUCGUAGUUUCAACAAUGACAUCUAGUGGGAAGUCCCUUUGCUAUAAUGUCCCUGUUCUGGAAGUAUUGUCCCAAAACUUGUCAUCAUGUGCUUUAUAUUUGUUUCCAACUAAGGCUUUGGCUCAAGAUCAACUUAGGGUGUUGUUGACUAUGACAAAAGAAUUUGAUACAAACAUAAGUAUUGGCAUAUAUGAUGGUGAUACUUCUCAAACGCAAAGGUCAUGGCUGCGUGAUAAUGCUAGACUGCUGAUCACAAAUCCAGAUAUGUUACACAUGUCAAUUUUACCAUUUCAUAGACAAUUCAGUCAACUUUUAUCAAAUCUAAGGUUUGUGGUGAUUGAUGAAGCUCACUAUUACAAAGGAGCAUUUGGAUGCCAUACUGCUCUAAUCCUGAGAAGACUCCGCAGAAUCUGCUCUCAUGUAUAUGGCAGUGACCCUUUAUUUGUAUUCUCAACUGCGACGUCUGCCAAUCCCCGUGAGCAUUGUAUGGAACUCGCAAAUCUUUCAACAUUGGAGCUCAUUGACAAUGAUGGAAGUCCCUCUGCAAGAAAAUUAUUUGCUUUGUGGAAUCCUAGCGUAUGUGUAUUGCUACUACCUUUAAAAGUACAUCAAGAAUUAAUUAAGUUAAUACUCGCUAAAUCUGAUGCAUUACAGAUCUCGAAUAAAGAUGCUAUUGACUCUGCGAACAACAAUACAAGCCCAAUUUUGGAAGUUUCUUACUUAUUUGCAGAAAUGGUUCAGCACGGACUUCGUUGCAUAGCUUUUUGCAAGUCACGCAAACUCACCGAGCUUGUUUUGUCCUAUACGAGGGAGAUACUUCAGAAGUCAUCCCCCCAUCUUGUAGAUUUAAUAUGUGCUUAUCGUGGUGGCUAUACUUCUGAGGAACGAAGAAAAAUAGAGAGGGAUUUCUUUAAUGGGACACUUUGUGGUAUUGCUGCUACAAAUGCCCUUGAGUUGGGAAUAGAUGUUGGCCACAUUGAUGCAACAUUGCAUUUAGGCUUCCCUGGUAGUAUUGCUAGCCUGUGGCAACAAGCUGGAAGGUCUGGAAGAAGAGAAAAGGCAUCUCUUGCUGUGUAUGUUGCUUUUGAAAGCCCCCUUGACCAGUAUUUUAUGAGAUUUCCCAAGAAACUCUUCGAUAGUCCAAUUGAAUGUUGCCAUGUUGAUGCUCUAAAUGAGCAGGUGGUUGAGCAGCAUUUGGUCUGUGCUGCUCUUGAGCAUCCAUUGAGUUUUCUUCAUGAUGAGAGAUAUUUCGGCUCUAGUUUGAGCAAGUUGGUAAUGUCCCUUAAAAAUAGAGGAUAUCUGAGCUGUGAUCCCUCACGUGAAUCUUCUGCUAGAAUAUGGAGCUACAUCGGGCGUGAGAGAACACCUUCACAUGAAAUCAGUAUUCGAGCAAUUGAGGCUGUAAGGUACAGGGUAAUAGACGUUAAACGGAAUGAAGUCCUGGAAGAGAUAGAAGAAAGCAAGGCUUUUUUUCAGGUAUAUGAAGGUGCAGUCUAUAUGCACCAAGGGAAUACCUAUCUGGUUGAGAAUUUGAGUAUAGCGGAGAAGACUGCUUUGUGCCGAAGAGCGGAUCUGAAAUAUUACACAAAAGUUCGUGAUUAUACAGAUAUUCAUGUUCUUGGUGGUGGUGUUGCCUAUCCAGUAAGGAUUAUCAAGAAACAGCCAUUGAAAACAACAGCUCAAGCAAGUUCUUGCAAAGUGACAACUACUUGGUUUGGCUUCUAUUGCAUAGAGAGAAGGACUAAAAAAAUUCUGGAUAAACAUGAUCUUUCGCUGCCUAAGUACACGUAUGAAUCACAGGCAGUUUGGAUUCCAGUUCCUCAAUCAGUAAAAAUCUCGGUGCAGAAAUGUUUCCCAUUCCGUGAGGGUCUGCAUGCUGCAUCUCAUGCUAUUCUUAAAGUAGCGCAUUUGUAUGUAAGAUGCAACUCUUCUGACUUGGCUCCGGAGUGCCCAAACCCUCACGACACCCGCUAUUUUCCUGAAAGAAUUCUAAUAUAUGAUCAGCAUCCUGGCGGGAUUGGCCUCUCAGUGCAGAUUCAACCCUAUUUCACAGAGCUCCUGAAUGCUGCUUUGCAACUUCUCACAUCAUGCCACUGCUCUGGAAUUACCGGCUGUCCGCAUUGUGCUCAAAGUAUGGUUUGUCACGAGUACAAUGAGGUGUUGCACAAGAAUGCAGCCAUUAUGAUCAUUAAGGGUGUCUUGGAGGCAGAGGAUUCUUACUUCACAGAAAUCAAUGACUUAUCUGAGAGCAAUACAGGGGAAUGUUCUAAACCCUCCAAUUGAUCAAUCAAUUCCAUUUUCGUGCAACUGGCUGCUAACUAUGCCUUUCAUUGUCUUCAGGUAUCCAUCCUAAGCCUUUCCUCAUCGUGGGGGCCGACCCUUCUCGCCGGAGAAAAUUUAACAAAAUACAGAUAUAGGGGUGAUUUUUAUCUGGUAGGGGCGGACCUACAAGUGAUAGGGGCGUUUUUUUUCUUUUAGGGCUGCCCCUACAAGUGCUAGUUGCGUUGUUUACUGUGUUUGAUAUUUCUUAAUUGCCAAAUGCGAAAAUUUCGACCCUCCUUAGUUGGCAUCCUAGUUUCGCCCCUGUUCCACAUUCGCUAUGCCCAAGGAAUGCGGAAAAUUCAAUCGAGUGUAUUUCCAGAAGUGAACAUAGAGAUAUUGGCUAUUUGGGAUUUGCAAUGCCUCUUGAUGGAAAAUCCUUAACAGAUGCUUAUGCUAUGUUGGCGUGCUCAUUAAGGUGUUCUCAAGUUCUUGAAGCAUAGAUGCUAUUCUUUGGCAUACAGAAGCACGUGAAGAUGUUAUUUUUCUUUUAUUUUUUAUUCUCAUUGUGUGAGAUAUUUGUAGCAUUUAAUGUUAUUCUUAUUAGUACAUUGCAUUAAUAAUUAUUUAAGUAAUUAUUUUAAACAAAA
Molecule: messenger RNA, 4393 nt
Organism: Mercurialis annua (annual mercury)
Lineage: Eukaryota; Viridiplantae; Streptophyta; Magnoliopsida; Malpighiales; Euphorbiaceae
Exons: 27
Coding region: 54-3767 (1237 amino acids)
Molecular function (GO): ATP binding; nucleic acid binding; protein binding
Source: RefSeq, a predicted model, not a curated record